AUGGAAGACCCAAACGCACAGCAACAAGGAGCAGCCUUCCCAGCACCACCCUACUACUUCCAACGCUACACCCAACCCAACUUGGCCCUCCUCGAAAAGGCGAAAUCCGAUCCAACCAAUCCAGACCUCAUAACUGCUCUCGAUGCCCUGCCAUUCCCCAUCUUCGCUCUGGAACCACCGCCACCCAUCAAGCGCGGCAUCUGUUGGAUGUUUGGCAGACCCUGGCCGGUUCAAGACACUUUGGCGACACUGGCGGAACAAGGGAUUGAGCAACUCUACCCUAAGGGCGAUAUCGAUCGCGUAAAGGAACUCAAGAAGCUCAACCACUCUGCCAUCUUCAACUUUCUGGAUCUUGUACACGUCCUAUCCACAUCUCCAGGCGAGUUUGCGACGAAAGUGGAUCAUAUCCGAGUGAUCUUCAUCAACAUGCACCACAUAUUGAACGAAUACCGACCCCAUCAGGCCCGUGAGACCCUGCGGCUCAUGAUGAACGACCAACUGGACAGGAAAAGAAAAGAGACGGCCGCCGUAAGAAAGACAUGCGCGGAUUUGCGGAAACAGCUUGCAGGAUUGAGGGCAUUGGAACAGGAUCGGCUUGUCACUCCGGCAGGGGCUACGACGAGCGACAACAACCAGGAUGUCGAUAUGGCACCAGCAACACCGGUAGCGGCGUCAACAUCAGCAACAGCCACAGACGCAGGAGGAAAUGGAACAGCAAUUGGAGGCAGCACGUCAGCGACCAACAAGAAUGCCGAAGCCAUGAGUCGGAUGAUGCAGCUCUGCGAUACGAUCGAGUAG
Molecule: messenger RNA, 798 nt
Organism: Linnemannia hyalina
Lineage: Eukaryota; Fungi; Mortierellomycota; Mortierellomycetes; Mortierellales; Mortierellaceae
Source: the annotation of a GenBank genome assembly